ACUUUUUAUAUUAUCUUUUUUAAACGUACAUUUGAUACUCCUCUUGUUAAAAGUUUAUAAAGAGUACGAGCGGCUCGUUGUUUUUGUUAGAAUUAGCUUUUGAUAUAUCCAAUUUAGGUCUUCUUUAGCUUCGUUGUGAAAGAAUGAGACAAGCUUGAUUGAAUUGAAUUCUUUUUAAAUCAAGCUGAAUACAUGGAGAAAUUGAGCAUUUAUUCUGGAAUUAGAGAUUUUUUAAAUUUCUUUCUUUGCAUCUGAUAAGGUUAUGCUGUCGAAGUAAUAAUGAUAAGUCUCGUUGUCGUCUGUUUGAUAUGUAUUUUGCACAAAUUUUUUACUUUUUAAUCUACUUCAUGUGGGUGGUGGAUGUUUCAGAAUUGCAAAGGGCAUUUUUCAGAUAGUUUAUCAGCAUCUUUGCUUCGUGAUUUGUUGGGAUUGUUGAACUAACGUCUACAAGCUUUAUUUGAAAGAAUACUAGAGAUGGAGAACAGGUGCAAAGAGAUAGGGUCUGAGGUUUCUAUGACAGAAGUUUUUGAGUUACCGGGAGAGGCUGCUGUUGUUAUCAACGGAGUGCCUGCGAUAUCCUCCUCAAGUGAAAAAGUGUAUGUUCUUCCUGAUAUGGUGAAUGAUGCAAAAUCACCAGGAGAUGCAGGUUUUGGUGACUGGUUGGAAGGAAGGGAAGUUCAAAAGUUGUUUGGGGAACAAUAUUAUACUGGUACUGUGAUCCAGUUUGACAAAAAAAGUGGUUGGUACAGGGUGGUCUAUGAAGAUGGUGAUUCUGAAGAUCUUGACUGGCCUGAGUUAGAAGAGGUUCUUUUGCCUCUAGAUAUUUCAGUGCCAUUGAAGACAUUGGCAAUGAAAAUAAUCAAGAAGAACCAAAAACCUAUCAAUAUAUCUCAAAGCAGUUUGGCUCCAUCACUAAAACAAAAGACCAGAAAAAUGGGAAGCAAGGGAAAGAAUGUUGAUGCACAAGAAGCUCCGGUUAUAAAUAUAACUAUUUCAUAGGAGGUGAGUGAAUGUUUAGCAACAUUCCAAAAGUUGAUUCAUACAAGUCAGAAGCACUGGAUCGACUGAAUAAGGGCAACCGAUAAAAAAUUGUCUUCAAAGUCACAAAGAUGCCCUCAAAACUUCUCAAUAAGAAGUCUAGAUUCUUAAAGCCGGGUUGCUAGGUAACUUUAGAGUCUUAAGUCUUUCAUGUUGCACUCUGUGUGGAACGUCAUAAUUGUGUACAAAUGGACGACGGUUGUGAUAGAGAAGCUUUGAAUUCAUUCCUCUUCACAACGUGACUUGUGAGCCUGCGCUCCCAUUGUUCUUCUUAUAGUUUAGUUUUUGAUGACGUUGUUAAUUUCAUUUGCUGCAUGAAGACUUCUCCCUCAGACAA
Mangifera indica (mango) is the source of this 1375-nucleotide messenger RNA. Its product is annotated as dirigent protein 17-like. The record is from RefSeq and is a predicted model, not a curated record. The transcript has 2 exons. The coding region runs from base 475 to 999 and encodes 174 amino acids. NCBI's taxonomy places the organism in Eukaryota, Viridiplantae, Streptophyta, Magnoliopsida, Sapindales, Anacardiaceae.